ACAGCAGAAAAGGCCAUGCAGCGAAAAGCCCUCGAACUGAGGCCGGGUUCAGAAAUUUUGGCCGACCUUCGAUAGGGGGGUGCUUUCAAAGGGAGGGAACUAGCAUAGGCGUACCCUAAAUAACACUGAGGGGGGGGGGGGGGGGGGAUUGCACCCCGGGCCCGGGGUGUCCCAUGUUACCCCCAAAAUCAAGUGUUUCAAAAAUCAUUAAUUACACAAAAUAGAACUAGAUAAGGGAUGUCAAUACAAACUAUAUUGUGUGAUGCAAAAUCAGAACAGUCGAUCGACAUGAAAUUUCUUUGAUGUUGAUCCUGUUGACGAGCCAUCUAUUUUUCCGUUGUGCCUGAUGAGCUGUUAGUGAGAUCAGUGUCUUUCAAAUACCCCAAAUUAGAUGUUCAGAACAGCGUGAGUGAACAGAUUUGAAGAAGUGCAAGUUCUGGUUACAUCUCAAGAGGUACAAAGUACAUUGUAUUUCCAAGGCAAGUUCGUCAUAUGAACAGCGUCCCAAGAUGAACACGCUACUGGUGUCGGCUGUGCCGGCCUUUGAAUCUGGGAACGAGACUGAAAUCUGUAACAAACUGCAGGAAUUCACAAAAGAGAAUGCUGGUACAUUCUCAUUUACAGACGUGCAAUUAGAAACAAAAAAGAAAUUUGUAGGGGAUGUUAUGUACAUGCUAGAGCAGACAGAUAGCUGGGAAUGCCAACUUCUCUGCUUGGAAUCACUGAAGAUCUUCAGCCGAGACAAGUACAACAUGCUCCAACUUGAACAGAAGGAAUGUGUGCACCUUCUCCUUAAACUAGCUGGCCUUAAUGAGGAACCAAAGGAUUAUGAUAUCAAAGUCAUCACAGAAGCCCAGAAGUGCCUGUGUAAUCUUGUGUUCAACAAUGCCAAAGUCAGGACAAUAUGCAGUGAGAGUUCAUGCGUGGAGCAGAUCCUCGCCCGCACCAAACGAUACACCGAUGCCAAGGUACCUUGGGAUACCAAGUAUUAUGACAUGAGGCUUCUCUUCUUACUCACGGCACUCAUUCCUGAUUUGAGGGCAAAGAUUCGAACGGAACUCUCGGGAGUGGAAAUCCUCACCGGUGUGUUAGAAACCGAAGUGCUUUGCGACAUCACUGACAGAGAGACUCUGGGGACGACAGGGGCUUCGGAGAAGGGAGAGAUCGUCUCGGCAGCCAAGGCCGACCUAGCUGGGGAGAUUCUCAAGGCUUUCUUCAAUGUUAUUGUACAUGUCAAGGUCGAGGAUUUGCAAGGGGAGGACGACACUGUUUGGAAAAGGCUUGGUAUUGCUUUCAGAGCAUUGCUGCUUUCAGAGUCAGAAAAUGAAGAGAAAACAGAAGCAUAUCACAGUCACACUGUCAACAUGUUAACCUUGCCAUUACCCAAAGCCUUAGUACUACAACUCAUCCCAGAGCCAGAGGGAGCGACAGGAGGAUCGUCUAGUUACCAUGGUUACAGUAUGGAUCUCAUCGCAGCUAUCCUCAAAUUCCUUGAGAAGAGAAUAGAAAAGUGCACUGCUAAAGAUGGAAGACAGUUUUCUCUUGUGGAGCAACUCAAUCCUGCAAUUAGCGCCCUCUGUGUUCUGUCCAGAUGCAAUCGCUAUAUCAGAAAACAUUUGAAAGAACAGGUCUUGCCCCCAUUAAGAGAUGCAUCCAACUUACCUGAAGAAGGGGAUACACUAAGAAACAAAUUGGUGAGAUUAAUGACAAAUCCAUCGACUGAAAUCAAGGAAUCCGUGGCUGAUUUCAUCUUCAUUCUCUGCAAAGAAUCAGUUACAAGAUUGGUGAAGUAUACUGGCUACGGGAAUGCUGCCGGGAUGCUUGCAAGGCGGGGUCUGCUGCAAGGAGGGAGGGGGAACACUGAUUACAGCGAUAGCGACGGUGACGAUGACAGCGAUACGGAAGAAUACCGGGAAGUUCGGGACAGGAUAAAUCCGAUAACAGGGAGAGUUGAGGAGGAUAAACCAGACCCAAUGGAAGGGAUGUCAGAAGAACAAAAAGAAUUCCAUGCUAGAGAACUAGCAGCUAUGAUCACUAAGAUGGCCAACGAGGGCGUCAUCACACCCAUGGCCGUCGGACAAGACGGCCGCCUCGUCUCGAUGACAGAAAUCAUGGGUCGCGCUCAAAUCACCGAAAUCCAGGAAAAUGGCGAUGGCGAUUCUGACGUCGACUGAUACGACCCUAAAGGUCAACCAAAACAAAUAUCUGCGCCCCUUCUCGAUCAGUACCCGCACCCGAGUGGACCCAGUAGGACCAGCAUAAGAUGUGAUGUGUAAAAAUGCUUAGCUGAACAGGACCAAACUGGAAAGUUAUGUGUAUAGAGAGGGUACCAAUAUUUAGUUUAUCACUUAGAGAUAUUAGAAUGCCUCAAAGGUAAUUAAGAGAUGGCCACCACCCAAGAAAAUUUUUUAACCAUCAUUGAACUUCAGUAACCCUCAGAGAGGAGUGGGCUCUUUUUUUAGAUAUUGAGGACUAGGGGGUGGGUAUGUUGGCCUCCCUUAAUGAUCUCAGCCACACAAGUUACAUUUAAGAAAAGAAGGCAUCAAAUCUUGCUUUGUUAUCUCUGUACAUUAGAAUAAAAUGGAGUGAAAUGUCAAGGGGGAGGGCAUUAUGCAAAAUGCCGCCCCCCUGUCCUCUAAGGGUUAUUAUUAAGUCAUUAUUUAAAUACAGCUGCCCCCGAUAUACUUCUCUUUAUUGAUGCACAGAGAAUAUUGUACAACGCCUACUUAGCUUGUUGUACGCGAGCAAAUGGGAGGCUGAAUGUCAAACAUUUGUAUCGUUGCACACACGACGUACCGUCCAAAAUGUACCGUUGCACGGCUUUAGGAGGUGACGUCAUAAUACGAUUUAAUUCAUUGCGCUCAGUAAAAAUGAAGGUGCAAUACGCGUAUAGCCUGCUGGCUAAAUGCGCAAUGCUGCCCAAGGUCAUGUGCGCUUGUGGGAUUUUGCUUUUCGCUUUUAAUAUUUUUGCUCCCUUUUCAUAGAUUACUGCAGGGAAACUCUUGUUUUGUUCAUAUUUUCGCUAGAUUCCAAGGCGUUGUACAACACAAAUAACGAAUAUUCUUAUUCGUGCGAUGGUGCGAGAACUCGCAUUCGGCGAAUGAAAGAGAUGCUCUAUUCAACUUGGCUAACGCCUCGUUGCAUAGAGCAUCUUUCUUUCACUUCAUGCAAAAUCUCGCACUCAUGCCUAUUCGCUAUUUGUAUAUUGUUAAUAUUUUUAUCACAGCCUACUCUUGUGAUCAGACUUAAAUUGAGAUUUUUCACCAGAAUUUUCCUACGACAACAUAAUAGUCAGUACCUGUAUAUGCACAUAGUUGUCAUAUGUGUGAUUUGUCUAUGAACUUUGAAAGUAUGUUGCACCAAAGGCAUUGCAGCUUUUCUGAGGGACUUGCUCCAGUUCACCUAUAUUCCACUCAACCAAGGACAAGUACAUAAACCUAGAGUUCAUGAUUUAAAGGGAAAAUUCAUCCUAUUGGUUGGUUUUGAUUAAAUGUUCUGAAGGGGAGUGUUUCAUCAAUAUUUCCGUCCGACAAGUUGUCAGAUAUGACAACUUUCCUUGAUUAUGAUUGGCUGAGAAGCAAUGUAAUCGUGGUAACUGGAUAAAAUGGACUUGUUAGAUAAAACGUCUGACAAGUCCUAUCAUGAAACACUCCCAGGGGGCUGUUUCAUAAAGCUCUUCGUAAGUUUAGAGCGACUUUAAGAACGACUGGUGAACGUUUCCUAUGCGCUAGAUAAUCAUCAUUGAACAUUUAAUGGUGAAUAUCAUUUACCACAAAAAAGGAUCCCCAGUCGUUCUUAAGGUCGAUCUUGACUUACGAACAGCUUUAUGAAACACCCACCAGGAUUGAAGGAGUCAAGAAAAGAAAAAGCAGAAAAUUAAAGAAACACAGUAGUUAAGGUUGAGGGGGCAUGAUAGCUCAGUCAGUAAAACGGAGGUUUUGUAUUCCGGUACCCAGGUUCAAUUCUCACUUGGUGCGCUAGUGCCCUUUGGUAAGGCAUUUAUCCUCACUACCAGGUCCCUCAGAAAGGAACGUUAGCUUUGGUUCUUUGGUUGCUUGCUUACAAGUAUUCAGGUUUUCUAAGCCAUCUUGUAAAAAAAUCGCCAACUGCCAAGGUUUGGCAAAAGUGCAUCAAAGAAUUAAAACGAUGAUUCCAUUCUGUAUGAUUAACAACACUGGUCAUUUGAUAAGCGAUUUAGCAUCAAAUUCCCCAUGCAACUGACUCCACUCUCUUUGUUAAUCACAUUUUUUACCCUGUAUUAUAGCAAAGCAUUAACAAUCUAGAACAAGUAUGUUGAUAUUUUCCUUUUUCUUUUUCAAAGAGGUAUGCAUUUACCAUAGUAUAUGUACAUUGCUUUCUGUGAGUAUUUAUGAUAGAUUGGUGCAAUAUUUUUCACUUUAAGAACUUAAGAAUUUCUUUUUUGUGAACUCUAUGCAUUGUCGUUUUACUAGCUUUCGCUUACUUGAAAAUGUCUUCAUUUAAAAAAGAAAGUAAUAUUUGCACUUUGUGAAGAAUGUCAAAGUGUUUUAUAUUAUUUCAUGUCAGCUUGGUCAGUGGGAAAAUAUAUUACAUUGUUUUUUCCAUGCAUCUGAUUUAGGAGGGUUUUUUUAUUGUCUCUUUUCUAAUUUGGUUUUAAUAUCAGGAUAAACGUUUUAAGACAUCCUUUUUUUUUUUGGGGGGGGGCUGUUUCUGAGUUGUAUGAUAAUCAGUACAGAAAAUAAUUAGGUUAAAAACCAAUGGUCAAAUAUCACUGAAAAUCAGUGAUCAUUCAGUCUAUUUAGUUUUUAUUUCCAACUUUUGCAUUCCGAAUUUGUGAUAAUCAUCAGAAUUUGAUGCAUUUAUUUCCCUGUCAGCUGACUCUAGAACCUUUUAAUAAUGUCUCCUUUUUUUGGAAGUGCAAUUUUUUGUAAUUCGAUGAGAUGAGGGGAGUUUUUAAGCCCCCUAACAUGUGUACUAAUAACCUUUCUCGUCCACUACACAAAUAUGGGACUCCUCAAGAGUUUUGAUGUUCAGUCUCACUGUUCUCAAACAAGUGAUAUUUCGUACAUGGUGACCUCAUCCAUCUUGUAUCACCCAAUUGACUUGUGUCGUGAUUGUUCUCCUGAUCCUCCUGGCUCGGCAAUGGGUCACAGUCCACUCAAAAUCACACCGUUAAAUGUUAACUUUCUGCAGACUGGUACGGGGUCGAUUGAAUGUGAUAAUGCAAGGCUCCACAAUAAUUUUUUUUCUUGGUGGUCCAAUUGGUCCACCAAAAUCAUCAAUUUCAUAUUUUUGGUGGCCUGCAACACAAAUUUAAUGGCCCUAAAACAAUAGAAAAUAUUUCAAUUUAUCCAAACUUUUGUAGCCCAAUCGGGCCACCAAGUGUGGGCUUUUACAGAAUUUUGGUAGCCCGACUCUCACUUUUAGUUGCCCCGGGCCACUGCUAAUGUCGAGCCCUGGAUAAUUUCAUUAGUGUACGAACUUGAGCUGUCAUCUUGUUAACUGUACACAUCCAGUUGACUUGAAUUGUGUUCCUGUCCAUGUGAUUGGAUCGACCGGAUGUGUUAUUACCAAUAUGUUUAUCAACGCCUCAAAACGCCACAAUUGUGCAGUAUUAUGUCUGGGAAAUUUCUCAUCAGGGUCUCAGAUAAUAAUGUGAUCGCAUUUUGACCUAUCACUGAUUCAAAACUAGAGAACAUGUAAUAUCAUGUUAACAUUCAUCUCGCAUGAAUAUGCUUCUUUUUUUUUUGCUCAAAAUAUAUGUCGUUAAAAUAUGCUUGUAAAAUAAUACAACACUUUGUGACAUUGGAAACAAAAUCUGUGAUGAUUUUAAACCUCAAAUCAUGGUUCAUGCAUUUAGGCCUAUUGCUGAAUUAUUGCAAACACAUGUGUCAAUAAAACGUUUUGCAACUCUA
This is a messenger RNA of Lytechinus pictus (painted urchin), 5894 nucleotides long. RefSeq names its product synembryn-A-like. The transcript has 15 exons. Gene Ontology annotation, molecular function: guanyl-nucleotide exchange factor activity; G-protein alpha-subunit binding. The record is from RefSeq and is a predicted model, not a curated record. Lineage: Eukaryota; Metazoa; Echinodermata; Echinoidea; Temnopleuroida; Toxopneustidae. Gene Ontology annotation, cellular component: cytoplasm. The coding region runs from base 510 to 2174 and encodes 554 amino acids. Gene Ontology annotation, biological process: G protein-coupled receptor signaling pathway.